This is a messenger RNA of Arachis stenosperma, 1518 nucleotides long. RefSeq lists its product as uncharacterized. The record is from RefSeq and is a predicted model, not a curated record. The transcript is spliced from 4 exons. Lineage: Eukaryota; Viridiplantae; Streptophyta; Magnoliopsida; Fabales; Fabaceae. Bases 1 to 1518 code for a protein of 505 amino acids.
AUGAGUCAAGACAUAACUGAUUUGAAAGCUUUUAAGGAAGAAGUAACUUCUAACUUGCAAAACCAAGGAGCUGCCAUCCAGAAGCUAGAAAAUCAAAUUGUGUACUUGUCUAAGCAAACCCCUGGGCCAAGCGUUUCUCAUGCUGCCAAGGCUAUUGCAAGGGAAGAAUGUAAAGCCAUAACCCUCAGAAGUGGAAAGAAGCUAAGGGAGAUCUCAAAGGAAACCACAGAGGAUGAAGCAAAGGAAGAUGUGGGAGACAAGGAACAGGGACCAUCUUUUACACCAUCUGCAACAAAAGAAAAAGAAAAAGAGGUCCUGAAGCCUUAUACACCCAAAGUACCAUAUCCUCAGCGUUUGAUGAAAAGUGAAAAGGAUGGCCAAUUCUCCAGAUUCUUGGAGAUUUUCAAGAAGCUUCAAAUCAACAUUCUUGCCAUCAUUCAACACAAAUUGCCUCAGAAAUUGAAGGAUCCAGGCAGUUUCCAAAUCCCAUGCAUCAUAGGAGAAGUCAUGGUGGAGAAGGCCUUGUGUGACUUAGGGGCCAGUAUCAAUUUGAUGUCUCUAACAAUGAUGAAAAGAAUGAAGAUUGAGGAAGCCAAACCAACAAGAAUGGCCCUCCAAUUGGCAGAUCGAACUUUCAAGUUCCCUCAUGGAAUAGUUGAAGAUUUGUUGGUGAAGGUGGGAGAUUUUAUAUUCCCUGCUGAUUUUGUGGUGUUAGAUAUGGAGGAAGAAGCCAAAGCUUCGAUAAUCCUGGGAAGACCCUUCCUGGCUACUGCUGGAGCCAUCAUAGAUGUUCAAAAGGGUGAACUCACUCUUAGACUACAUGAUGAGAAAUUGGUGUUUAAUGUAUUCAAGGCAAUGAGCUAUCCAUCAGAAUCACUAAAGGAAUGCAUGAGGGUGGAUGUAGUGGACAUUGCAGUACAAGAAAUCUUUGAGGAAACAACAAAGGAAGUGGCAGAGGAAGAGUUCACCAAAGAUAUUGAAGUUAGUGACAUCAAGGCUGCUGAAACAACCAUGCCAAGCAUGUCAGAGAAAGUGAAAGAAGAAAAGGGAGCACCAAAACCUGAGCUCAAAGCAUUGCCCCCUAAUCUCAAGUAUGCAUACUUGGGUAGUGAUGAGAGCCAUCCUGUUAUCAUCAGCUCUGCCCUGAGCCAAGAACAGGAAGAAGAAUUGAUUAAGGAAUUUGACAUUGAAAUCAAAGACAAGAAGGGUGUAGAGAACAAGGUGGCAGACCAUUUAUCAAGGAUACCAUGUGAAGAAGGAAGCCCACAAAGCACACAUAUAAAUGAGUGCUUUCCUGAUGAACAACUCAUGAUAAUUCACAAAACACCCUGGUUUGCAGACAUAGCAAACUUCAAAGCCACUGGGAAAGAUGCAUAUCAGAAGAAGAAGGAAGGGAAGUCUUAUGGGACUGCCAUGGUUCCACUUAUGGAGGACACUUUGCAGGAGAAAGAACAGCAGCUAAGGUGUUGCAGUGUGGAUUUUAUUGGCCCACUAUCUUCAAAGAUGCAAAGGAACUAG